AUGUCGCUGAUCCUAUCUGGAAUUUUCAACGCGAUGCAGAUUGUCGGCGUAUGCGUUGCAUUUCUGCUCAUCGACAGAAUCGGGCGGAGACCGCUCGCCAUUGGCGGCGGUAUCGGCAACAUGACUUGCUUUGUGAUAAUCGCGGUGUUCGUUGGCAGGUAUGAAGGCGUCUGGGCUGAGAACACAAGCGCAGGCUGGGUGUGUGUUGCCAUGGCGUUCUUAUUCAUCAUUGUCUUCGGAGCCUCCUACUCUUCGUUGGGAUGUGCUCUUCCGCCCGAGGUAUUCCCCGUCAGCAUUCGCUCAAAGGGUGUCGCCUUCUCGAUUGCCAUUAAUUGGCUUUCAAAGUUCACAGUAGGCGUCGUCACACCACCCAUGAUUGACGACAUCAGAUUCGGCACAUACGUUUUCUAUGCCUGCUUCUGCGGCCUUGCUGCUCUUUGGGUGUACUUUCUUGUUCCAGAGACUAUGGGCAAGACUCUCGAGCAGAUAGAUGAAGCAUUUGGAGAUCUGAGUGGCCAAGAAGAGCAAGAAAUUAUGAGAGAGAUUAAGAGCAACCCAGCAUAUAUGAAAGCCGAUGCGGAUCGCAAAUCCUAG
This is a messenger RNA of Purpureocillium takamizusanense, 594 nucleotides long. RefSeq lists its product as uncharacterized. The transcript is spliced from 3 exons. The record is from RefSeq and is a predicted model, not a curated record. Gene Ontology annotation, biological process: transmembrane transport; carbohydrate transport. NCBI's taxonomy places the organism in Eukaryota, Fungi, Ascomycota, Sordariomycetes, Hypocreales, Ophiocordycipitaceae. Gene Ontology annotation, cellular component: membrane. Gene Ontology annotation, molecular function: carbohydrate:proton symporter activity. Bases 1 to 594 code for a protein of 197 amino acids.